GAAAAUCUUUACGGCUCUUGAAUUUUACCAAUAUUUGGAGACUCACUGAGUUUAAGAGAAAACAAUGAAAUCGAAGAAAACUGAUCAAAAAUUGCAAUUAAAUCUCCAAAGGAGAGUAAACUGGGUGUUGCUCAAGCUCUAUUUGUCCCUUAAAAGAUACAUUGACGGCUAAAAAUAGUAGCAUUGCGUCCUGGGCACCAUAAGUGAGACCAAAAUCCUUGAUUUACACCCGUAAGCGACGACAAAUCCCCAUCUCAGGACGAUGUACCCAUUCACAUGAAUUCGAACUAUUAUUUUUGCGUUAACGUUAGGUUUAAUGGAAUUUUUGUUAACUUCAUAUUGUCAAUAAUUUUACUAAAAUUUUCUAUAAACAAGUAAAAACUAACGAUAUUGGUGCAAUAUUUAUAUUCGCUCUGUUUUAUUUUUUCCCCAGAUUUUCAAGCUUUUAAUGCUCCAUAGAUCAUGAUUUCUGAACCAUCUCAGGUUGUCAUAAUCGCAAUACUUUCUAUUCUUGCCAUCGUCGACAUCACUGGAAACUCCCUUGUUUGUGUUGUUACUACAAGGAAUCAAGACAUGAGGAUUCCUUUCAACUAUCUUCUAGUAAACCUGGCCGUGGCGGAUAUGAUGGUGGCAAUCUUUUUUUUGCCAUUCCACAUUUUUAUCCACACGUUCACCCACCCAGAUGGCGUCGCCGGUCGGGUUUUAUGCAGUCUAGUCACAGGUGGAAGCUUCGCUUGGGUUGGAGGUGCCUGUUCCGCAUUCACUCUGGUUGUUAUCGCCAUUGAACGAUACUACGCCGUGAAUUACCCUUACGGUAACAAAGGGAAACUUACUUAUUCCAAACUGAAGGUUAUCAUUCCCGCUUCUUGGAUCUUUGCACUGAUUAUGGAAAUGCCCGGAUUCCUGAGUUCGGAUUAUGACGGGACUCUUUCCAUUUGUACUUUGGUGUUUCCUGAAGAGUGGAUGGGAAAAGCUUUCAGCGUGGUGUGGUUUUUGGUGUUUGGAGGUCUUCCCAUACCAUUAAUGGCUGUUUUGUACUCCACGGUGGUGUACGAUUUGUGGUUUACACGCAAUCAACAACACGAACUUUCCUAUCAACAACAGUGCAUUUUUGUUUACUUUCAGGGGGUACUUAAAAUACGGAAGCGCGUAACCUUGACCGCUGUUACCGUCAGCGUCAUCUUCUCGAUCUGUUGGAUGACUGACGCAGUUAUCUUCCUGUUAAGCUACCAUAGUACCACCAGCAGCCCAAGUGAUGUCACCUGGGCAAUUGCUGCCGUGAUGAUCUUGUUCAAUUCUGCCAUCAAUCCUUUUGUAUAUGCCCUGAUCAACGAACGAUUCAGGGAAAAGAUCAAAAGAUUGAUAGGCUACAGGUGGCGUUCAACAAACCAGAUUCAGGGUAUAACGGGAACCCCUCACAUCAAUCUAGCCACCAGCUCUACUCAGCCAACCCAAAUAACGGCAGAAUAGUGCUGCGGGGAUUGACGCAUAAUAACGAUAAUAACGAUAAUAACGAUAAUAACGAUAAUAACGAUAAUAACGAUAAUAACGA
Messenger RNA from Orbicella faveolata, 1552 nucleotides. Its product is annotated as allatostatin-A receptor-like. Lineage: Eukaryota; Metazoa; Cnidaria; Anthozoa; Scleractinia; Merulinidae. The record is from RefSeq and is a predicted model, not a curated record. Gene Ontology annotation, cellular component: membrane. Gene Ontology annotation, biological process: G protein-coupled receptor signaling pathway. Gene Ontology annotation, molecular function: G protein-coupled receptor activity.